This is a messenger RNA of Aplysia californica (California sea hare), 3641 nucleotides long. Its product is annotated as 5-hydroxytryptamine receptor 1-like. The transcript has a single exon. Gene Ontology annotation, biological process: adenylate cyclase-activating adrenergic receptor signaling pathway. The record is from RefSeq and is a predicted model, not a curated record. Gene Ontology annotation, cellular component: membrane. The coding region runs from base 321 to 1694 and encodes 457 amino acids. Lineage: Eukaryota; Metazoa; Mollusca; Gastropoda; Aplysiida; Aplysiidae. Gene Ontology annotation, molecular function: G protein-coupled receptor activity.
AAGAGAUAGAAUUGGAUAACUGUUACCAUGUUUUUAACCCGUACUGCGCUCAAAAUCCUCAGAAAUGAAGUUUACUAAGUUACAAUAUUUCGUCUAUUACCAGCCCAAAAUGGAUUACGACUGAAUCACAGUUUGUUCCCCGUUUGUGCCCAUGAUUUUAUGACAUAAAAGCUUUACCUUUUCAAGUACAAGAUAGGAAAGAACACAGAUGCGGCGGUCUUGAUCUGAGAUUUUCAUAAUUCUAUUUUCUCUUUCCACCCAGGAGAAGAGAGCUGUGCAAAUGACGGUGACUGAUCUUUGCUAAUUUUCAAGUCUUCACUAUGGAAUCUUUGACCACAUUAACACACGAGGUGCCUCAUCCAGAAAAUGUUGUGUGGGCUCCUCCUGCAUACGAUGAACAGCACCACUUGUUUUUUUCGCACGGGCCCGUCUUGAUUGGUAUCGUCGGGUCGUUGAUCAUUACUGUGGCAAUGGUAGGAAAUGUUCUUGUGUGCUUGGCAAUUUUCACAGAGCCUAUUCUCUCCCACAGCAGAAGCAACUUUUUUAUCGUGUCCCUGGCAGUUGCCGACUUACUGCUCGCUCUCCUGGUCAUGACGUUUGCCUUAGUCAACGACCUGUACGGUUACUGGUUGUUUGGAGAAACCGUCUGCUUCAUCUGGAUGUCUGCAGACGUGAUGUGCGAAACUGCGUCCAUCUUCAGUAUCUGUGCCAUUAGCUACGAUCGCUUGAAGCAAGUACAGAAGCCACUUCAUUAUGAGGAGUUCAUGACUACUACUCGGGCUCUUUUGAUAAUUGCUUGUUUGUGGAUUUGUUCAUUUGUCGGGUCUUUUGUACCAAUAUUUCUGGAAUGGCAUGAGCGAUCAGUGGAAGAAAUCAAAGCCAAUUUCAAAGGUAGCGGUUCGGACAAAGACCGAGUCAAGAAAAAAGCUGCUGAAGCACAGACGUUUUCGCCCACUUCAAAUCAAAGUUCGGGAGCCGUGCAAAAACUGAACACAAAACCCGAGUGUCUUUUCGAUGUACACUUCACCUGCUCGGUUAUCUAUUCCUUUAUUUGUUUUUAUAUCCCGUGCACAAUAAUGCUCACGAACUACUUCCGCCUGUUUUUAAUUGCCCGUAAACAUCGGCACCGGAUAAACAGCAUCAAACCCCAAGUGAAUGGCGGUGUACAACAGCCCAGAAGUCAAAGGACUAGCUUCAACCGGAAAUGUGGAGUGCGUGGCAGUAAAGCAGCCCGGACUCUCACGAUCAUCACAGGAACUUUCCUGGCGUGCUGGCUGCCCUUCUUCAUCAUCAACCCAAUUGCUGCAAUAGAUGAGCACCUCAUCCCAUUGGAAUAUUUCAUGGUGACCAUAUGGCUUGGCUAUUUCAAUUCUUGCGUCAAUCCCAUCAUUUAUGGGACUUCCAACUCUAAAUUCCGAGCUGCUUUCAAACGCCUUCUCGGUUGUCGUUCUGUUAGGGGAAAUGUUCGCGGCUUCUCCCCCCGCAGAUCUAUUUAUAGGGCGUUCUCGUGGAUACAGCCCAGCCGCUUAGACUUCACGCCAAGUCGACGCUGUAGUAGGACGGUUAGCUGUAGUUUCCACUCAGAUACACGAGAGGUGGACAAGAACAGCGAUGGAGGCAAUAGUGUCAAAGCUGAACCCUCAAAGUCCGAGGUCAUCAUAACUGAACAGGAAUCCUCAUAUAACUCCUCCUAAAAUGAGUCUAUGAAACAGUAGAAUAUGGAAAAUGGAUAGAAAAGUGACAACACUGGAUUUAGUUUCGUCCAACAGCAGUGAUUGAACAAUAGAUGUUGCUCGAUACUGUGCAAAAAACACCAACCUUAUGAAUAGAAUCACAAUAUAAGGUUUGUGACACAUAAUAACAACAUUUUUAAAGAUAUACUCGCCGGCAAAAGUAAUGCGAAGUCGCAUGACACAAGAAGAGGAGAGUAAAUUGAAGCAAUAUUUGUAUUAAGAGAAACAGGUUUGAGGUGUCUCAGUUUGCACAAAACAUUGCUUGAGAGUUGGGGGUUUGCUUAGGGGCAGAUUUUGUUAUUCGGCAUCAAUGACCUUGACCUUGGGGCUUUAGUUCCAGUCAGUAUCCAGUAUGGCCCCCAUUAGCGUUGAUGACACCAGUGCCUCGGGGGGUACAUAGAGUGGACCAAGCGAUUGAUUUGGCAGUCGGGGACCUGCACCCGCUCCUGAAAAAUAGCAGCACCCAGUAGUACAGCUGUCCGGGGUCUGGGCUGGAGUUGAUUGAGACGCCUCUGAAGGAUCCCAAAGGUGUUCUAUUGGGUUCACAUCUGGUGAUCGGGGUUGGUUAGGCAUGGUGGGCAUGUUGUUUUGUACCAGGAACUGCUGGGUAGCACGUGCUGUAUGAGGCCGGGCAUAUCCUGCUGAAAGAGAUGGUUUUGAUGUCGCUGGAAAAAUGGAGCAACAUGGGGCUGCAGGACUUGAUUGAUGUAGCCCUGCGCCGUCAUUCCGUUGUCACAUCCAGGUCCUAAAUGUUGGAAUAUUAUGGAACCCAGUCUUUGACUGAUACCGAUUGCGCCCCAUAUCAUCACGCUUUGACCUCACCCACGGGUCUCUCUCCCAGAUGUUCUCGUCAGAGUAGCGUUGUCCGGAGAGGGCCAAAUUCGGACCCGUCUAUUGUCAGAAUCGAUGCAGAAGCGACUCUCGUCACUGAAGAUCACACAAUGCCACUGUCGAUGAGGCCAGUUAACGGGGUUCUGAGCCCACUGGAGACAAGCUCGUCGAUGAUGGACGUUCAGGGAUGCUCUCUGCUCCGGACCACGACAAUGCAGCCCCUGGCCACAAGUCGGCGGCGUAUGGUGCGGUCACUCACGACUCUAUCGUGCGUUCCUAUGGUGUUCUGGGCUGUCUCGGAGGCAGACAACCGUGGAUCUCGGCGAUGCUGACGCACGACGAAGCGGUCUUAGGCAGCUGUUGUCAGCUGAGGUCUUCUGCUUCUUUGGAGAUCUCUCGUGGAGUUGGUUGCCUGGAAUCUGUUUUACGGGCGGUAGAUAGUGCUGCUGCUGGCAUGCACUCGUAGGACUGUAGUCACUUGCUGAGGGCUCGUGCCGGCUUGCAGACAUCCAAUAGCUCUUUCUCGAUUUUCCCGUACCAAAAACUCUCUGGUCGUACUUUGUAACACUCAAUCCCAGACCAAUUUAACAUGUGAGCAAGAAUUCACGACUCAAUUCACGUUUUAAUUGCAUACCACUGAGAGGGUUACUUUGUUGUAUUGUUUGAUGCAUAAUGAGCGGCCAAUGAGCAUGUUGUGUUUUUUAAAUGGAGCCAAUCCAAUAACAAGAACACAUUGCGAAUAGAGACAAAUGAAAACAACUCACGAAAAUACUCAGUUUUGUUUUCUACACAUGGUGUUACUUUUUCGCGUUAUUUAUGCGGGUCAGUAUAUAAUAAUAUUAUUAAAUGUCCCCUACACGAAUGUUUGAUUUAAAAAAGCAACAAAAAACAAACAAACAACCAAACAACAAAGCAAACAAGAAAAAAAAAAUAGGGUAAAAAGAAGAAUACAACAAAAGACAAUGCUCACAGUGAGCAGACCUUGAAAUAAAACCUUAAUACAUUUCUGUUUGCAGGGUAACAACACCGUUUUAAGAUAAACAAGUCGAAUAGUGACUCCUCUCUUCCCCCCCCCCC